AUGGCUGGCACGGCAACAGUUCAAUUUGGACCUGGUGAUCCCUAUCAGUCAAUUGGGUCAAUCGAUGUGCCUACACCUAUCAGUACUAUACGGUUCUAUAUCCUAACAUCCACAACAUCAUUCCUAAUGUCGCUAUAUGAACUCGAUAAACUAAAACUUUAUUUUGACAAUACCUGCAAUCUCCUUGUCAAUAAGAAAACAGGAAAAACAACACCAGUUAUUCGUCAGUUUGGCCAUCCGUUUCUUGUAUGGGAUUACUCCUACCACACUUACUUACUUGCUUUAUUCGACCACAACCCCUGCCUCCUCACCAAUGCCAAAUUACACCGCCUACACUGCCGAUUUAGACACCCUUCAACUAAUAGACUUCGCCGGGUACUUACACGUGCGGGCCACGAAACCAACAAGGAAGCAAUUGAGUACAUUCGCAAAUUCUGCCACCAUUGUCAAAUGUACGACAAGUCACCUGGACGAUUCCGAUUCACACUGCAUGAAAAUGUUAACUUCAAUCACUCUAUCAUUAUUAAUAUUAUGUACCUUGAUAGAGACCCUGUACUUCACAUUGUCGACGAAGCAACACACUUCAAUGCCGCUGCAUGGCUGCCAAAUAUCUCAACAAAAGUCAUUAAUAUAUACCUGGGACCCCCAGACUUGGUUAUCACAGACGCUGGAAAGACCUUUACAAGCAGGGAAUUCUCACAAUCUGCUUUAGCUGUAGGCACAAUCAUCAAAACAGUACUAGUCGAAGCACAUUGGUCAAUUAGAACCGUUAAACGACACCAUGCCAUGAUUCGCCGCUCAUAUGAAAUCAUUAAAAAGGAAUUACCAGAUUUACCUAAAGACGCUGCCCUACAGAUGGCUGUCAAGACUGUCAACGAUACAGCCAGCCCAGAUGGUUUAGUCCCUACGCUUCUUGUUUUUGGAGCUUACCCACGAAUAGUAGAAUAUAACCCUCCUGCACCUACAAUUACAUAA
Molecule: messenger RNA, 975 nt
Organism: Talaromyces stipitatus ATCC 10500
Lineage: Eukaryota; Fungi; Ascomycota; Eurotiomycetes; Eurotiales; Trichocomaceae
Exons: 2
Coding region: 1-975 (324 amino acids)
Biological process (GO): DNA integration
Molecular function (GO): nucleic acid binding
Source: RefSeq, a predicted model, not a curated record